Messenger RNA from Equus caballus (horse), 475 nucleotides. RefSeq names its product spermatogenesis associated 45 (gene SPATA45). Lineage: Eukaryota; Metazoa; Chordata; Mammalia; Perissodactyla; Equidae. The record is from RefSeq and is a predicted model, not a curated record.
CAGCACAGAUCCACCAUUCCAUCGCCAGGGUGACAUUCCAGCGGGCUGAGCCAAGGCAGAGAACUUCAAAUAGGCUUUGGGUUGCUGUAUGUUAAAGGACAGCAAGAGUCACUUGACAACUGGUUUGUCAGCAUAAUGGCAUCUAUAAACAGACCUAGUGAAAUGACUAAAAAACGUAAAGCAGAUAAACAACGUCUCCUGGAGGAGAUCAACGAAAAGCGUGAAUCCAACUGCUUGGUGGAAAGGAGCAAUGAAGUCAGCUUACUGCGAGUCCAAAAGAGGCAUUUCACUGGUGUCUAUAAGUCCUUUAUUCACACCCAAAUCAGAGAGCCUGUCCCCGACAGUGGCAGGAGCUCCUGGGUCACGCUGAGUCUCCUUGUUCACACCGAGAAAAAGCACUUUCCACCAAAAAAUAAUGCCAUAUUUGGAUAAAGUGCAUCUCCAGAGACAUCCAGAAAUACAAUCUUUGAUUUUC